Messenger RNA from Dermacentor albipictus, 4262 nucleotides. RefSeq lists its product as uncharacterized. NCBI's taxonomy places the organism in Eukaryota, Metazoa, Arthropoda, Arachnida, Ixodida, Ixodidae. The record is from RefSeq and is a predicted model, not a curated record.
GCCACUGUGCGGCAGCGGCGCCGUGUAACGUGCAGGUGUCGCCGAAAGUUGCACGCAUAUCCGUGAUUCACCGUUUUCUGUGUGCACGAAUGUUCAGGCGUAGUCCUCGGCGACGUCACAAAUACGUUUUGGGUGUUCAGGCACAUUUAAGGAACCGAAGAAUAGUUUCAUGCUGCUGCGUUAACCAGCGAAGACAAACUGUACGCUACUUCACAUGUUGUCUCCGCGAAAGAAGUAGCCGGCCUGGACGUUCACGCGAAGUGCCGUUAGCAGCAGGCAAAACAACUGUACGAAGUCAUCCUGUACGUGAUCAACGUUGUCACUCAGGAAUGAUAUUCCUUCAAGCGCGUCGAGGACGAUGCGUUGCAGGCCACCCAGCUUCCAGACACGGUUACUUGGAAUUGAAAGAUGGAAGCACACCGACGAGACGGUUUGGACGUGAAGGCUUCCAGGCAACCAUGGCUGAACGCUGUCGAUAGGCCUUACACGACAUACGCAAUCGUACAAAACCAACAAUCUGCAAUGAAACGCCCUCCCGCUUCGAAGGUUGCACCCUCUCGACCGGUCAAGCCAUGUGUGCUGCUAGCACCUGAUUAUACGGAAUUACUCUUGCUUCUCGAAAAAUAUAUAACAGCGCAGGAAGCAUGCGUCCCUAGCGAUGGCGUGAAAUAGAACCAUCACCAUGUCACGCACCAUGUGCCCCACAGGCGCGGAACGAGUUUCGCCCAAGAAACCAGGUUUUGAGCGGCUGCUUGAGCCACUAGGAGAGGACGCACCUGAGAGCGUCUGCGAGGUCCUUGUGUGUUUCGGCACGUCGCCGGCUAGCCUGCUCGAGCGAUUUUCGUCUGCGCUGCGUCGGCGGUGGCCCCACUGGGCCGUGGUUCUCUCCUACGGCGACAAGGCGCUCUACUGCACUGGCCGGAGGGACCCGCGCACCGGCUGCCUCGUUGGCACGGCCACCUGGAGGACGGCCGCGCAGCUCGACGCUAUGAACGUCCAUAAGAUGUCCCUGGGCGAGCACACUGUGUUGCCGCAGCAGCUUUGUGACGCCAUGACCGGGCUGUGUGAGGACGGCAAGUACCGGGUGGUGCACAACGACAGCCAAGCUUGGGCUAUCAGGCUCCUGAACCGUCUCAGCUUGGAUAUACCGGACUAGCUGCAGUUUUAUGUAGCUCACGUCACACCUGUCUAUUGUCCAUUGUUCAGUAUACGCCCUAACAGAUCCAUCUAUGCAUCACUUUCUUUGCCCAGCCACUCGCCAUGACAAUGACUACGUUUAAGUCAUGUAUUAACACUAGAAACACUGUGUGCGAAACGUCUGUAAAAGCAUUGGACUAUACUUAUUCCUAUAAUAGGUUUCUGUUGUAUUGUUCACCAUGUUGUGUUUACUUUUCUAGAGAAUCACAAUAGUAUGGGAGUGUUUGGAUCAUUUUAACAUCAUCUCACAAUCAUGUACGUGGCCGUGCACAUUUUACAUAGCGAAUCAGAUUCGUGGGGUUAAUCAACAGGGAUUUCCAAAAUAUGUCAUUAUUUUCGCAUGAAUGUUUUACCGUCAUUACGGAGCAAUUUAUUUUUUUUUCUCGCGUGAUGUCACUUACCACUUACCUUGUUAUUUAGGCAACAAUACAAUUGUUCGCAUGCAUGCGACUACCGGUAGUUUAGUAUAGAAUGUAUGAAUGGUUACUUCAAAAAACUAAUACGCAACAAUAUUGUUAUAAAUAAUGGCGGCCUAAUUCGGAGGUCAUGUGCUCUUGUUCUGAUGCUUGUCAGUGGAAGUAACUUUAGAUUGAAUAUUGCAAUUUUGAGGGAAUAUUUAAUACUGUUCCCUUAACUAGAAAACGUAAACAUUGCGCAACAUCUUGCGAAAAUUUCACCACGUUUGAUGAUUGAAGUUGGCGCUUGUUGUACACUAGUUGUAUUGAUGCCAUUUCCUUAGCACUGAUCAGAAAUCUCAAAAAUAAAUUCCUCCUAGAGUUAGACCCGUUUGACAGAUGCAAGCAAUUUUCUUGAGGAUGAUAAAUAAACGAUGCUUCCAAAUCAAAGUGCAGCUUUGCUCUACCAACUUACAAAAAUGUGAUGUAAUACAAUAACCUUCCUUCCAAUCACUCUUUUUUCAUUUUUAUUUUUCGUCGUAUUUAAGCGACACACAAGGUCACUAACAUAGCAAGCACUAGAGACGUUAAAUUAUAUAUAAAAAUACCCCCAUGAAACGUUCUUUCAAAGCUGUGAUAUGAUUUUUGAACAGAAGUUAAUCGCCACUCUUGCAUACUGAAAUAACAACAUAAUGAUGCUGCUAAUAGUUAGGCCUAUUUCGUUGUGUAAAAAGUGCGCCCGAAGCUCGACCUUAUUGCUGAAGGGUUUGUUAUUUUAUAACUGGUAUUUACAUUCUAAACAACAAUACUGAGCGAGUUGCAACACUCCUAAGUAUAAGAUCAGGCGUAGAAAGACAGACAAAACAAAACAAAGCUCACCGCGGAAUUGCCGACCAACAUGUCAAACAUCGUACGGUGGUAGAAGGAAAUCAAAUUCAAGAACACAACUUUACGUAUGGUUGCUUACGAGCGAGAAAGGGAAUAUGUUGCUCAUGAGCUAAUGUGUUAGAUAAGACAGAUAAGACAGCAGUUGCACGAGAAGUGUGUCUUCAGGAGUAUAAUUGAAGCUUCCAUUUAGUAUCGAUGUUGCAGGCCGCCAGAAGAAGUCAGCUUUCGGUGUGGAAGUUUCCGAAGACUACCUGACUUUCCUUAGGUUGUGAGCUCACGAUUGUACAAUUCAAGGUUAGAUGCCAUACUAUUGCUGAAUGAACUUUCUGCUUUACUAAAAGAAUUUGUGGCUAAAGUUCAUCGUUACUACAUAGAAAUUCACGCACAUGCAUGCAUAUAAAGAGACUCCACAAAGAUCUUACAAAUUUACAAGUGUAAGUUAAAAUCUGGGGUGUACGCUUUCUGUAUUACAAUAUUGUUACUAACUAUAGCCUGCCAUGCAUUUUUUCCUGAUUGAGCGCCAGCACUAAAAGCAAGUUUGAUAUUAUAUACACUAGCUAGUUUUCACAAGUAUAUCAGAUACAAAUUAUAAUGAAGAUGUCACGUAAGCUAAACUCGUUUUAGCAUCGAUGUUUUUUCUGCUGUUUUUAACGAGCAUGAAGACGUAAUGUACGUAUUUAGGCAAUCAGGGUCAACAAUGAUGACAAAAAGAGAGAAACCUGCUUCACUGAUAAUCAUAGUUUGCGAACAUUACCUAGUAGGAGAACAGUCGAGACAAGACAAGGGAAUUGUGUUUGUUUUUUCAGCAUAGUAAUGAUUGGUAAUUUUCUGCAAUGGUUUGCAUUACCCUUGCAAUAUUACAUGCACGUUUGGCUGUAUAAGCUUCGGUGUUGAAAUAUUUUGUUUUUAUACUUGAGCAGGACCACAAGCACUCCAGGCUUUUCCUCCUUUCAUGUGACCUCUGUAGUAACACGCAUCAACCUCGCUCUUGAAAGCAAAUUCAGGUGCUAUAUCAAUACAGACAAAUCUGUUUAAAUUCACAUCGUGUAAUAGAGGAAGCGCCAACCUUAUAACCGAUCAAAAUUCCUUAGAGAUAUCAAAAGAAACUGUCGUUCUAGCACACAAACGUUGUUUUAAAAUACGUACAUGGACCACCAGGUAUGGGUCACCACGGAAUACGUUUCAUUAUUUAGAAAAAAGUUAUUUAUAUCCUCGCUCCAAAUAGCAGUCCUUUUCAACUGUAGCGAACCAUCCUAAGAGAAAAAAAUAGAUUAUUCACCUCCAUGAUCAAGGCCAAUUAUCCACCAUGAUUUUUUUUAUGAUGGAUCAAGGACAACUGAACUUGCAACGCACCAGCGGUCAACAAAUAUGAGCGAAGACACAGUAAUUUGCAACUGCUGUGGGAGCAACAUAUCCGCAUAUAUUUUAUUUUGAAGCAACAACCGGAAAAAUAAUUCACCCAUUUUAGGUUUUGCCAAGAAAGCUUUCUUCUGACGAUAAACAUGUGUACUAAUGAUCAGCACGUUGACUUUGUCUCCAUUAAAGCAUUUCCAGAUGCUUUGUUCCCAUUUCGUUCUUGCCGAGCAACAUGCCAGCAUGUCUUAAGUCCCUUUCAACUCUAUGGUGUUCGCGUACUUGAUGACUUAUUUAAAACGUGUUCCUAUUUAGAGUAACUUACUGCAUCCGUUAUUGUAAUGUGUGUGUGUGUGCCAGAUCAUCAUACUGUCCAUGGGUGUUAUGUACAUAGUUUCUUGCGCAAUAAAAUUCACCCGAAAUUCUCGA